AUGGCUCUGUUGGCUCAGCUACAUAAGCAUGACCGAGCCUAUUACGACCAAUUUGCAAAGAACGCUACAGUGCAGCGCUUCGUGCCUACAUGGGCGGUGGGUACAUUACAGGAAGGCGGCACCCCAACGCGCUUUACACUCCCCCUUCCAUCUCACUUUAUCAACACAGGUGAAUCGGCCGACGAUUUCGAGCCUCGUACGUUUUUUCUUGAGAAGGCGCUGCCUGCGGAUAUAGGCAUAGGCGGAAAGGUGCCUGCUUUUCCCCGCUGCGGGCGUAGUGGCUUAUUCUUUGCACGCGAGGAGGUUGUCGAUAAUCUUCAGGCUGCUGCCGCUGAUCUCAAGUUUUCCUCUCCGUUUUGGCUUCACAAGGACCACCCAGGCCUAGAAUCGGGCUAUCUUCAGCUGAAGGAGGGAAACGAAGCGAUUGUCAUCAGUCUCACGGCUAGUAUCAUCGGGUUUGGUGAUGUGGAGACUGUCGAGGCAGCUAAGUUACACCCAUCGCUUCGCAAAGCAAUCAAAAGUGACGUCAACUCUGCCAAUGGUUUCUCCGUCUCAGAUGAGAUUCCGCUUGGAAUGAAUGCGCUGACUGGUGCCGUCACCAAAAAUCCGUUUGUUUGUGGUUUGCCAAAUCGAGGGCUCUGGCUCUCGCAGGAUCAGCUGCUCCAUCACAACAUCAGGUUGUCGCGGCACAUCAAACAAGCUGCUAGGGCUUUCACAUUGGUCGAAAUAGACCAGUGGGAGCUCUUUAAUGCAGACCAGCUCCAGGUUCCAGGAAGAUUGGGUCUGCGACAAAGUCUCAAUCUGGCACCCAAUGAAACUGUUUUUCAACAAGUGUAG
Molecule: messenger RNA, 837 nt
Organism: Leishmania mexicana MHOM/GT/2001/U1103
Lineage: Eukaryota; Euglenozoa; Kinetoplastea; Trypanosomatida; Trypanosomatidae
Exons: 1
Coding region: 1-837 (278 amino acids)
Source: RefSeq, a predicted model, not a curated record